CAGAUUUUGGUCGCUGUGAUAUAACGUAAGCUUAGUAUUAAGCUCUCAUUUGCUCUCUCCCUCCUCUCCCUCCCUCUAGAGUUGUGACUUUCGAGUUGUGUGAGAGUUCAGCCUCACGGUAAAACGACUUUGAUAAUGGCAGUAGCAAGAUCACGCAACGAUUACGACUGCCUUAUCAAGCUCCUUCUCAUCGGUGAUAGCGGAGUAGGAAAAAGCUGCUUAUUGUUACGUUUUACCGAUGAUUCUUUCACUACUAGUUUCAUCACUACUAUCGGGAUUGACUUUAAGAUUAGGACAGUUGAGCUUGAUGGGAAACGCAUUAAAAUGCAAAUAUGGGACACUGCUGGUCAAGAACGUUUCCGAACAAUAACCACUGCUUAUUACAGGGGCGCCAUGGGAAUAUUGCUGGUCUACGAUGUAACAGAUGAAACAUCCUUUAACAACAUCAGGAACUGGAUCGUGAACAUCGAGCAGCAUGCAUCUGAUAAUGUUAACAAAAUUUUGGUCGGAAACAAAGCUGACAUGGAUGAGAGCAAAAGGGUAGUCCCAACAUCCAGGGGCAAGGCAUUGGCUGAUGAAUACGGCAUCAGAUUUUUUGAGACCAGUGCCAAGACCAACUUGAACGUGGAGCAGGUCUUUUUUUCUAUAGCAAGAGACAUAAAGCAGAGACUUUCAGAGGGUGAUUCAAGAGCGGAGCCUCAAUCCAUCAAAAUCAGCAAAGUUGAGGCGGUCAAAGGCUCAUCUGCUUCUACAGCUUUGUUACAGAAAUCAGCAUGUUGCGGCACAUGAUUUCUCCGAUGUAUCAGCACUUUCUCGAAUACCUUAUAUCCCCAGCAGUGAGCUAUGGGAUGCUAAGCAAGUUCAUAGUUUAUAACGUUGUGAUUCCCUCCUAAAAUACAAGGAGGAAAAUUUUCAACGCUUCAAGAUUUGGUGUGACUGAACUGUAGUUUAGAAUUGAUCACAGUAUUUUUUUCCCCCGUCCAGCGGACUGAUUUGACGUGCUCAUAUUUGAUGCUGUGGGGACCAUCUGAUUAAGUUUCGAGAUGCGUAGUAGGAUUUCUAUUACAUUGUAAGGUUUGUAAUUUCGCAUGACUUUGUGAAGGCAGAAAUUGUGCAAGUGCCUCGUAAUUUAAUUUUU
Messenger RNA from Neltuma alba, 1138 nucleotides. Its product is annotated as ras-related protein RABE1c. Bases 136 to 789 code for a protein of 217 amino acids. The record is from RefSeq and is a predicted model, not a curated record. The transcript is spliced from 8 exons. Gene Ontology annotation, molecular function: GTPase activity; GTP binding. NCBI's taxonomy places the organism in Eukaryota, Viridiplantae, Streptophyta, Magnoliopsida, Fabales, Fabaceae.